Molecule: messenger RNA, 1850 nt
Organism: Mollisia scopiformis
Lineage: Eukaryota; Fungi; Ascomycota; Leotiomycetes; Helotiales; Mollisiaceae
Product: succinyl-CoA:3-ketoacid-coenzyme A transferase-like protein
Exons: 6
Coding region: 78-1739 (553 amino acids)
Biological process (GO): ketone body catabolic process
Molecular function (GO): succinyl-CoA:3-oxo-acid CoA-transferase activity
Source: RefSeq, a predicted model, not a curated record
GUCAUCAACAUCUAAAAUAUACUCACUUCCUUUCUUUCUCAUUAUCCCUUCAAGUUGUUCAAUUGCAUCUUCUCAAAAUGGCAACAAGAAGAAUACCCUCAGCUUGUAUAGCAGCAAGCUCUCGCCGGACUACAUCAUUCAUACCCCACUCCCGCAUUAUCCCCAGAUUCCACAGCUCACGGCAGCUGCACGCGACAUGCAUACGAUUGGAAGGGCAGAAAGCCAAUGUUGGUGCGAAACGAGACCCAGCACCGAAAAUUGUCAGAGGGCAGUCGAAAAUAUUCAAGAAUGCAGAUGAAGCUGUUAAAGACUUAAAGAGCGGGGCGAUAGUUUUGAGUGCGGGUUUUGGACUUUGUGGUACUGCUGAUACAAUCAUAGCAGCAAUCGAGAAGAGGGGAAAGGACAGCUUGGACAAUCUCACAGUCGUCACAAACAAUGGUGGUACAGCCAGUGGAGGCGGACUUUCUCCUCUGGUCGUAUCAGGGCAAAUCGACAGAUUGAUCAUGUCAUUCCUGGGUAACAACAAGGCGUUGGAAAAGAAGUAUUUGAACGGCGAAGUUGCAAUCGAGUUGACCCCGCAGGGAACGAUUGCAGAGAGAAUACGUGCUGGUGGUGCCGGAAUUCCUGCUUUCUUCACUCCAACAGGUGUUAAUACACUGCUACAAACUGGAGAUAUUCCUGUCCGUCUAGGACCAGUUGACAAGACAACGGGCAAGACCACUAUCCUCGAAGCUGGAAAGCCACGAGAAACCAGAAUCUUCGAUGGCAAGACAUACAAUAUGGAACAAGCUAUUAAGGGCGAUGUUGCAAUUUUGCGAGCAUACAAAGUAGACGAAGCGGGAAACUGUCAAUUCAGAUACACCACCAAAACUUUCGGUCAGAUUAUGGCCAAAGCUGCCAAAGUAACAAUCGUCGAAGCCGAAAAUAUUGUCUCAAUUGGCGACAUCGAUCCCGAUAAUGUCCAUCUUCAAGGAAUUUACGUUGAUAGAAUCGUCCCAGCCACUGUCGAGAAAGUUAUCGAGAUUCGAAAACUCAAGGAGGUCGAAGGACAAGGUGAUGGCAAGAAAUCCGACUCCCUGCUUAGACGAGAACGUAUCGCUAGGCGAACAAGUAAAGAAUUGAAGCAUGGGUACUAUGUCAAUCUUGGUGUCGGGAUUCCUACUUUAGCACCUAGUUUCUUGAAACCUGAAACCAAGGUUUGGAUCCAGAGUGAGAAUGGACUGCUUGGAAUGGGACCGUAUCCCACUGAAGAGGAAAUCGAUGCCGACGUAAUCAAUGCCGGCAAAGAGACUGUAACCAUAAUCCCAGGCGGCUCAACCUUCGACUCCGCUGAAUCUUUUGCCAUGAUCCGAGGUGGACACAUCGACGUCUCCGUCCUUGGUGCUCUCCAAGUCUCUGCCAAUGGCGAUUUGGCCAAUUUCAUGAUUCCUGGAAAGGUCUUCAAGGGAAUGGGAGGUGCGAUGGAUCUUGUGGGCAAUCCAGAUCAGACUAAGAUUGUGGUUGCAACAGAUCAUGUGGCGAAGGAUGGAAGUCCAAAGAUUGUGGAGAGCUGUGAAUUACCGUUGACCGGAGCGAGAUGUGUGAGCACUAUAAUUACGGAUUUGUGCGUCUUUGAGGUUGAUAGAGAGAAAGGUGGAUUGACCUUGACUGAGCUAGCGCCAGGAGUCGAGGUCGAGGAAGUGAAAAGCAAGACAGGGGCGAAAUUCAAGGUCGCAGAUGAUGUGAAGAGCAUGGAAUAGAAAUUUCCGUCAUGUAUAGAAUGCAUUCACAUCGAUGCACAUAGCUGGUCUUUGUCAUGUUAUAUAUAUUGUACAUAUCUAUCUACAAAAUUUCAUAUGUUUUGCUAUCUC